CGAAAUAAUCGUGGCAGCCGUCGCCAUGUCCAAGUCUGCACGCAGUUCCGCGACAUCCCACCGUGGCGGAGUAGAGGAGGGAAGCCACAAGUUCAAGAAGAUAUCUGCAGCGAGUGACGAAACCAUUGUGAUCCAUGUAUGCGACGAAUUCCGUAAAGUGAACAAGGACUUUGUAUGCAACAAAGUGCUGCUGUUGGACAACAUGAAGUACUUCAAGGCGUAUCUGAACGAUGCGAGCAACCACGAAGACAUUGACAUUUCUGUGCACUGUGACGUGAGCAUUUUCGAAUGGCUUUUCAAUUACAUCCAUGCUGACGGCGCCACCACCAACAGCAAAGCGUCGCCGUCGACUUUGGCCGUGGACAACGUGACGUCGAUCUUGAUCUCGUCCGACUUUCUACAAAUGGACUUCCUCGUCUCCGAGUGCGCUUCGUUCAUCAGUCAGCAUUUUGAAGAGGUCGUGGGCAUGCCUGGGGACUUGCUUUGUAUUUCAGAUUCCAUUCUCGACAAGAUUGCCGCCAUGUGCACCAUGGAGCAGCUAGACGCGAUCGAAAUGUCCAAGGACAAGCUAUGCUACAAGCUGUACACCAAGCGCCUCCAUCGAAUCGUGUCGGCGUUGAAGGACAAGGAAGAUGGCGCGUCCGCCGCCGUGGAAUGCUGCGUCCUGUGCGGGGUCGUGUACUACACUGGCCACCGCGGAUUCCUCGUCUGUCGCCGAGCCAAGCUAAGCAUCGGCAGGCAUGGCAACAUUGUCGCGCGACACGAAGCCAAACCCGAAUGGAAGCUCGACGCGUGGGUGAAAUCCCUUACCAUUUCGUUUCCAGCGCGUCAGGCGUUCUGGAAGGUCUGGGGCGCGAUGCAGUGCUUGUACUGCGUGGACUGCCACAUGUACUUUACGGGCACCGAGCUCAACGAGUGCUACUACCACGACCCAAGCGAACCGACCAACGACGACAGCUGCUACGGGUGCUGCGGCGCCAAGCGCUUUGCCGCAGCCACACGCCCGUCAUCGGGAUGCAAAAUCAAGGCGCACACGUAUGCUUCCAUCAACUACUACUCGACUGAUUCGUCAGAGUAUGCCAUGCCAGAAGUCCUGGAGCGACUGCAUCAGCUGGUUGCGUCCCAUGCCGACUUGAUGGCACGGGAGCCACCUGCAACCGAUAUGGCGAGUCAGCAGACUGCAACCAAAUUCACAGGGGUUAAUGAGAUGCUGGCCGCGCAUGUGAAGCCCCAGAUCAGCAUGUUGGCCACGUGCGACGUCUCCAACGAGUUGAUGAAGGCUAUCAAGUCGAAUUUGCCAGAGGUGUCGACACCCCAGACAAGGAAACAGUGGAAGAUCGACUUGUUGCAAGAAAAGGACCGCAUUCGCGUGCAAAUGCUGUCGUCGGCACUCACAAAGAUGCGCGUCGAGUACAAGGUCGCCAAGGGGUCGUCAUGAUGCAAGAUUGCACUAACGUUAUCAAACGUUAAAUGAGUCCUCUUGAUGAUCCGGAUAAGGUUUGUUCUUCAACAAUGUCGUCGACGUUAAUUAAUUUCGUG
Molecule: messenger RNA, 1539 nt
Organism: Aphanomyces astaci
Lineage: Eukaryota; Oomycota; Saprolegniomycetes; Saprolegniales; Verrucalvaceae
Exons: 2
Coding region: 26-1438 (470 amino acids)
Molecular function (GO): protein binding
Source: RefSeq, a predicted model, not a curated record